AUGGGCGAGACGCCUCCUCCUCCGGCGCCGGCGGGGGCGGGGCAGAGGAUGCUGCCGACGCCGUUCCUCAACAAGACGUACCAGCUGGUGGACGACCCCGCCGUCGACGACGUCAUCUCCUGGAACCACGACGGCUCCACCUUCGUCGUGUGGCGACCCGCAGAGUUCGCGCGCGACCUCCUCCCCAAGUACUUCAAGCACAACAACUUCUCCAGCUUCGUGCGGCAGCUCAACACAUACGGAUUCAGGAAGAUCAUACCGGACAGGUGGGAGUUCGCCAACGACUGCUUCCGGCGAGGGGAGAAGCGGCUGCUCGUCGACAUACACCGCCGGAAGGUGACGCCGGCCGCCAUCCCGAUGGCGCUACCCGUGGCGAAGCCGCAGUGCUCGGGCUCGGGCUCGCCGGCGCUCUCCGGCGACGAGCAGGCGCUGUCCUCGAGCUCGUCCCCGGAGCCGCCCUUCCCGCGCCACCCGCACUCCGCGCCGUCUUCCUCCGGCGGCUCCGGUGGCGACCUUAGCCUGGGGGACGAGAACGACCGGCUGCGGCGGGAGAACACGCGCCUCGCGCGGGAGCUCGGCCAGAUGAAGAAGCUCUGCAACAACAUCUUCGCACUCAUGUCCAAGUACACCGUCUCGGCCGCCGCCUCCGGCGAGACCACGGAGGCCACGCUGCUCACGCCCCCUUCCGUGCUCGACCUCCUACCGACCUCCCUGACCGCCGCCGAGAACGUCGCGGAGGAGAAGAUGAGCGCGAGGCUCUUCGGCGUCUGCAUCGGCCGGAAGCGAAUGCGCGAGGAGCAGGACGACGAGGCAGCCAAGAAGGCGACGCUGCUGGCGGAGUACGAGCGGCAGCAGCGUCUUAUCGCCAGUAGCGACGACCCCGUGGACUGCCCUGGCUUGAGAGCGGCGUGCUUGGCGUCGCUGAACGAUAAGGACGCCAGGAGGGUGACCUCAAGGCGGUGA
Molecule: messenger RNA, 963 nt
Organism: Lolium rigidum
Lineage: Eukaryota; Viridiplantae; Streptophyta; Magnoliopsida; Poales; Poaceae
Product: heat stress transcription factor B-2b-like
Exons: 3
Coding region: 1-963 (320 amino acids)
Biological process (GO): regulation of transcription by RNA polymerase II
Cellular component (GO): nucleus
Molecular function (GO): RNA polymerase II cis-regulatory region sequence-specific DNA binding; DNA-binding transcription factor activity
Source: RefSeq, a predicted model, not a curated record